AUGACUAUCAACUAUCUGGGGGAGGAUGAAUGGCCGGUGAAAGAGAUCGUCUAUACGGCCAUCGUGGGACUAGUCAUGCUUGCAGCAUGUCUCGAGUGGUUCUUAUGGAUCGCAGCGUUCAUGUAUUGCCUCGUGAAGGUAUUCAUGAAGGCAGAACACUGGACGGUUAGGGUGUUAUGUAUCUUCCUACCCAUCAUGAUCGUCACCCUCCCACUCCCAAGCCAAGUCGUCAAAGUCUGGCCAACAGCCAUGGUCGGCUUCCUACAAUGGUUCGCCUUCUACAGCUUCGCCGGCCUGCUCACUAUUCCCUGGCUCUUCUGCGUCUACCAAAUCGUCACUCACCAACUGGGCCGCACCAAGCGCAUCAAGCAAGUCCUCGACGAAGUGUCCGCGCCCAAAGUCGUCAUCGUCAUGCCCUGCUACAAAGAAGACCCCGAAGUGCUUAUAACGGCCAUCGACUCCGUCGUCGACUGCGACUACCCUCCUUCCUGCAUCCACGUCUUCCUCUCUUUCGACGGCGACCAAGAAGACGAGCUCUACCUGAACACCAUCGAGAAGCUGGGCGUUCCCUUGACGCUCGAAUCCUACCCCAAGUCGAUCGACGUCGCCUACAAAAACGCGCGCAUCACCGUCUCCCGCUUUCCGCACGGCGGGAAAAGGCACUGCCAAAAGAUGACCUUCAAGCUGAUCGACCGUGUAUAUCGCGAGUACCUGAAGCGCAACGACAACCUGUUCAUCCUGUUCAUCGACUCGGACUGCAUCCUCGACAAGGUGUGUCUGCAGAACUUCGUCUACGACAUGGAGCUCAGCCCGGGCAACCGGCGCGACAUGCUGGCCAUGACGGGGGUGAUCACCUCCACGACGCAGAAGCAUAGCUUGAUCACCCUGUUGCAGGACAUGGAGUACAUCCACGGGCAGCUGUUCGAGCGCACCGUCGAGUCCGGGUGCGGCGCCGUCACCUGCUUGCCGGGCGCUUUAACCAUGCUCCGGUUUUCUGCUUUCAGGAGAAUGGCCAAGUACUACUUCGCCGAUAAAGCGGAGAACUGCGAAGAUCUGUUCGACUACGCAAAGUCGCACUUGGGCGAGGACCGCUGGCUGACGCACCUGUUCAUGAUCGGAGCCAAGAAGCGGUACCAGAUCCAGAUGUGCACGUCCGCCUUCUGCAAGACCGAAGCCGUCCAAACGAUGGCGUCGCUGAUCAAGCAGCGGCGCCGGUGGUUUUUGGGAUUCAUCACCAACGAAGUGUGCAUGUUGACGGACUGGCGGCUGUGGAAGCGGUAUCCAAUCUUGAUCCUGGUGCGCUUCAUGCAAAACACCAUUCGCACCACAGCGCUGCUCUUCUUCAUCAUGGUCCUCGCCCUGAUCACCACCACAAAAAAAAUCGACGACCUCCCCGUUGGUUUCAUCGCCAUCUCGCUGGGUCUCAACUGGCUGAUGAUGAUUUACUUCGGCGCCAAACUGCGCCGCUUCAAGAUCUGGUUGUACCCCAUGAUGUUCGUCCUCAACCCCUUCUUCAACUGGUACUACAUGAUCUACGGCAUCUUCACCGCCGGCCAGCGCACGUGGGGCGGCCCGCGCGCCGACGCCGCAGCCGCCGACUCGACCACCACCGCGCAGGAAGCCAUUGAGAUUGCCGAGAAGACAGGUGACGACCUUAACAUCGUUCCGGAAUCAUUCAUCCCCGCCGCUCAGGAGCGCAAGGGCAUCCUGUCGUCAGAAGACAAGGGCUUCACCACGGGCACUAGCACCGGCGGCGGCCUCGGCCGCUCCAAGAGCAUCCUCCAACCGCCAGACAAGCUGGUCGGCAAGUUUGCUGCGCCCGAGCGGUCUGCAAACGGGAUGUAUCAGCACUUUGACGACUCCAUGGCUUCCGUCAGUUUGUUUACCCACGCUGGCGGGUCCUCAUUGAUGUUACCUACCGUAGCCGGUUCCGCGACUACUAGCAAGCGACACCACCAUCAGCAUCAGCAUUCCCAGCAGCAAUACCACCCACAGCAAUAUCACCACCAACACCAACUCCAACACCGUGACUCCUUUGAUAGCACCUUCUCCAUGCACACUACCGGCGCAAACAGCAUGUCAGUGUACAUGCCCCGUCGAGUAGAAAGUAUCAUGGGGGAAGAAGACCGGAGGAAGUACGAGCUGGCGCAGGCUAGCUCGGGACACCUGGUUUCCGGCAACCCUACCCGCGUGUUGGGACCGCAACAGCAGCAACCUCCCCCCGGCCAGGUGUACGAGUUUUCUGAAUCGGAACUGAGAAGAGCUGGGUUUUAUACCGACGCGGUACCAGAUUAUGGACGGCCAGCGCUACCUUCGGGGUCACCGCAGCCGCAGCCGCAUCGUAGGUUGGCGAGCAGUGACAGUUUUGACUCCGUUGGGCGGCCGUCUGGUUCUCCUACCCCUUAUCAGGAUCAUGGGUAUGCACAAGAAGGAUAUGGACAGAGGCAGCAAGGAGGAGGAUCAGGGUCGUUUUCUGUGCCUAUGCCACCUGCUCCAGCUCCGAGCGGAACAGGUCAUCAGCAGCAACAACAAACGGGGAGGAGUCCCCUGGGUAGAGCGAGCUGGGUGAGGACGUCGACUAUGGACCAGGUUGAGAGUGAGAUUGAAGCGUCACACGGUAGGUUUUCUGACGCCCCUGGGCAUGGAAGGAGAGGAGGGCAGGGGCAGAGUUCGAGGGGAUAG
Molecule: messenger RNA, 2682 nt
Organism: Sordaria macrospora k-hell
Lineage: Eukaryota; Fungi; Ascomycota; Sordariomycetes; Sordariales; Sordariaceae
Cellular component (GO): cell septum; cell periphery
Molecular function (GO): chitin synthase activity
Source: RefSeq, a predicted model, not a curated record